AUGAAUGACAUUGAGCAGCUUAACAGUUUGUUUUACUGUCUUUACUGUACGUCUAUACCAUUGCACUCGCAGAGUUGGCCAGGUCUACCAAGGGGUGUAGAAUUUAAUCCCAGUGAUAGUGAUCUUCUGUGGCAUCUAGCAGCAGAAGUUGGGAACGCUCUAGCUGAGCGCCAUCCAUUUAUCAACGAGUUCAUUAAAUUUGUUGAUGAUGUUAGAGAAUUUAUUUGCACUCAUCCUCAACAUAUACCAGGUGUUAGGCAAGAUGGUCGUGCAUCAUACUUCUUCCAUAGAAGUUUUGAGCCCUACAUCAAUGAGAAUGAUGUAAAUAACUGCUUGAAGAAAAUUGGAAGCCAUAGAUCCAUCAUCCUGGAUGGAACACUGAUGGGUUGCAAGGAAGUGUUUGCCCUGUAUGCAGACAUGCCGAGUGAUAAAAGAUCUCAGGAAACUGAUUGGAGAUUACAUCAGUAUCAUUUACAAAACACAGUGAAGGCAGAGUCAGAGAUAGUGGCGUCGAAAAUAUUCCUUGCAUCACGGAACAGUCUGUGUGAAUUGGCCGAGGAAACUCAUAUUGAAUCUGAAUGGGUACUACUUUCUUAUCAAUGUCCAUUUGUAUAUAUAAGAUUAGAAAUUCCUAUAAUAUUUGUCUUGUAGUUUCAAGUCAAGUCUUGCGUCCUCUGACUUGUCAAUUAUCAUUACUAAAGGACAGUUGAAAUAUGAUGGAUCAAUCCCACCGCA
Messenger RNA from Zea mays, 735 nucleotides. RefSeq lists its product as uncharacterized. Gene Ontology annotation, cellular component: nucleus. Lineage: Eukaryota; Viridiplantae; Streptophyta; Magnoliopsida; Poales; Poaceae. The transcript has 2 exons. The coding region runs from base 1 to 651 and encodes 216 amino acids. Gene Ontology annotation, molecular function: DNA-binding transcription factor activity; transcription cis-regulatory region binding. Gene Ontology annotation, biological process: regulation of DNA-templated transcription. The record is from RefSeq and is a predicted model, not a curated record.